CCUACAGCCUCGCUCGAACGCCGCCGUCACUAGCCGACGCCGGUCGCCGGAAAUGGAGAAUCCGAACUGGAAGAAGAAGCGGAAGAGGAAGGGACGCGGCGGCGACCCAGCGGCCGCCUCCUUCGACCGCGACGUAUUCCCCAUCCUCCUCGCCGCCGUCGCGCCAGCCGCUCUCCCCUCUCCCCGCGCCUCCUCCUCCUCCUCCGCCGCCGCCCGCCUCCUGCGCCGCCUCCUCUCCCGCUCGCCCCGGGCGCCGCCGCUCUCCCCUCUCCCCGCAUCCCUCGUCGCCCUCCUACCGCUCCUCCUCUCCUCCAGCUCGCAUUCCGUGGCCGCGCUGAGCUGCGAGGCGAUGGGCGCGGCGGCGCUGCAGUCCAUGGAGGCCGGCGAGCUGCUAGCAUCGGAUGGCGGGGUCGCCGGUGGCCUGGCGCGUGCGCUGGGGAGCGGCAGCCGGCGAGUCGCCGAGGCUGCCUGCAAUGCCGCGAUGGAUCUCUCGGCGUCUCCAGUUGGCAGGGAGAGUCUCUCGGGCUCUCCUGUUCUGCCGAGGCUAUUGUAUCUAUUUUCUCAGGUGGAAUCUAUUUCUGGGGUUGUCGGCAGCAGGAGCACCAAGUGUGAAGCAAGGGUUUCAGAGCCAAAUAAAUGGUUGUACUUGAUCACUGACACAGUGGUGCUUAUGGUGAACUCCUGUAAAGUCGACAAGUUGCGCAAUCUGCAACCAGAGCUAGUGAGAAAAGUUAUGCAUUUGUUGUAUGAAGUAUGGAGCAAAGUUCGACUCUUAGGAUCGUCAGCUGACUGCAGCAACCGGAAGGAUCAACUUCAAAGCAGACCAUAUGAGAUAGCGGAGGCCAUUUUUAGGCUUUCGAUAGACCGUGCUUGUCCUGGUGGCUUGGAACCCGAUGAAGUCAGGAAAAGCCUGUUUGGACAAAAGGAAUCUGACUUAGAAAAGUUUGUCCUGAUGUACUGGGAAAGCUCACCUUAUAUGUACAGGAGGAAACAAAGUGGUCUGGAAGGGGAUCCUGUGUACACUGCAUUGCGUAAUGCCUUUGAUCUUACAACACCUGAUGCUAUCAUUGAGUCAUUUAUACAGGGCCUUGUUUCUUGCCCUGCUAUUGCUUCGGAUGAACUCAACAUAAACUCAUUUCUCCAUGAGGUUCGUGAUUCUUUGGGUGCUCCUGUGAAGUACAGGCAAGAUGUAAGAGUUGUCAGAACACGAGAUCAGACCUCAACAGGGUCUGGGAUGGAGGAGCAUUUCUUCGAUGAUGGUAUUGCCUUCCCGGAUGCAGCUGCAUUUGUUGACAAAUGCAAGGAUGCAGUCAAGAAUGGCUUCUCAAUUGCCUUGCGUGGCAUGGAGUUCCGGUCAGAAAAAGUUGCUGCUAUAGCUUCUGCUCUGGCUGAUCUGUUUGGUCAGCCUUCUGUUGGGGCCAAUGUGUACUUCUCACCUCCUAGAUCUCAAGGCCUGGCCCGGCAUUAUGACGACCACUGUGUGCUUGUUUGGCAGCUACUUGGUUGCAAGAAGUGGAAGAUUUGGCCCAAUACGAGGUCAAUUUUACCUAGACUGUAUGAACCUUUUCACUCUUUAGAUGACUUGGUGGAUGAUAUUGGUGUAAGGGUGGAAGUGUUACAUGAAGGCGACAUAAUGUAUGUUCCUAGAGGCUGUGUCCACGAGGCUCAUACUGACGUUGAUGAUGGUGAAUCCGAGGUCAAUGCAUCCGCCAAUUACUCACUCCAUUUAACCCUUGCCAUUGAAGUCGAGCCACCCUUUGAGUGGGAAGGAUUUGCGCACAUUGCUCUUCACUGUUGGUUGGAGGAGCAGACACUUAGAUGUAGCUCUGGAUCUCUCAACUCCAAGGUGAAUGAGCAAGCUCCAUUAUUUGCUCUCCUGCUGCAUCUGGCCAUCAGGCUGCUCUCCGACAAUGAUCCUAGUCUGAGGAAGGCGUGCAUGGUUGCGGCGAAGCUUCCAUCAUCCAACAACUCCUGUUCAACUUCUCACUCCAACUCCCUCAGAAGCCACCAUAUGUCAACCUUCAUCGAGAUACUCAACAAGAUCGAUAACACCUGCAACCUCAAGGAGGUGCUGAGGUUGGUCGAGCUCGCGGUUAAAGGAAAGACGGAUGAGCCCUUCCAGUGGAUGUCCUGGCUCCGGCAUCUCCAAGUGCAGCAGCACGGUGACACGGUGGCUCACAAGAUCGACUUCUGCGACGUCCUGGGACCUUUCAAAGAGCUUCUCGACAUGUUUGGCUCCGAUCCUGAACAAGCCUCGGCUGAGUUCACUGAUUUCAAGUCAAGGUUCUGUAGGUGUGAUGGGUACGAUGAUGCUUGCAAGAGCUUCGAGAUGCUGCUCCACAUGUAUAGGACAUCUAGGACUCAGUACACAAAGGGCAUGCUGGCACUGCACGGGAGACAUAGGAAUUAGCCUCUGGAGUGGAGAUCGAACCCUCAAUUCCUAGCUCAUGACAGAUAAGUUUCAGUGAUUAGGUAGGUAGACAUAUUUUUUGGUCAGCUUAGCUCGGAUUUAGUACUCAGAUCCCACGAAUUCUGAUGCCACAUUCAAGUGUGUGAGUGGAAAUCACGUUGCAAAGUUACAAAAGAGAAGAAUCUGAAGCAUCUCCGCGGAAAUCACCAGCUGCAGUUUGUUAUGCAGAAACAGCAGCUUGUUUUCAUGAAAGAUAUACAGCUGCUGGUAGCCAAAUU
This is a messenger RNA of Lolium perenne, 2688 nucleotides long. RefSeq lists its product as uncharacterized. Gene Ontology annotation, molecular function: histone H3K36 demethylase activity; histone H3K4 demethylase activity. The record is from RefSeq and is a predicted model, not a curated record. NCBI's taxonomy places the organism in Eukaryota, Viridiplantae, Streptophyta, Magnoliopsida, Poales, Poaceae. Gene Ontology annotation, cellular component: nucleolus.